Molecule: messenger RNA, 1245 nt
Organism: Talaromyces rugulosus
Lineage: Eukaryota; Fungi; Ascomycota; Eurotiomycetes; Eurotiales; Trichocomaceae
Exons: 2
Coding region: 1-1245 (414 amino acids)
Biological process (GO): maturation of 5.8S rRNA; maturation of LSU-rRNA
Cellular component (GO): nucleolus; preribosome, large subunit precursor
Molecular function (GO): rRNA primary transcript binding
Source: RefSeq, a predicted model, not a curated record
AUGCCGAUCAAAAAUAAACAGGUCCGAAAACUGCAAAACAUCAAGCGCAAACGCGCCGAAAAUGCAUCCAGACACGAAUUGCGCCAUGAGCGGAGGAAACAGGAAGUCAGAGACCCAAGUCUGAAACGAGAGCGUCUUGCUCGCUCUGUGCCGCUUACGCUGGAUAGAAAACGAACGUGGGACGACGUAGGCAGCGAUGAUGAGAAUCUGCUCGGUAUGAGUGUUGAUGUCGAGCGACUCAAAAGACAGCGCCAGGAAGAAGAGGCCGCCGAGGCCGAUGCUGGAAAAGAAGAUGGCUCGGACGACCAAGAAAAUGGCGAAAAUAAUGACGACGAAGACGACGACGUGGACAGCAUGAUCAUGACCGACUCAGACAACGAUUCAGACAACGACGACGAAGAGAGCACAAAGCCCGAGAAAAGAAGAAAAAAGUCAAUUCCAACAGCCACAGAGCGCGCCACUUCUCCUACGCAGUCUACCAAAUCCACCAACCUCAGCCUGGCGCCCGAGGUCCUGGCAGCCAAAUUCCCGUCGUUGUUCGCCAACGAAGUGACAAACCCCAAGAUAUUGAUCACGACCGCGCCCAAUUCCACAUUGCACCACGAAGGCAAACUGCUCACGUCGCUUUUCCCCAACAGCGUGUACAUCCGCAGAACGAGACAUCGACACGCACAUGUAUUUUCUGUCAAGGAGAUUUGCAAGUUUGCGUCAAAUCGAAACUACACUGCCGUCGUCAUUGUGAACGAGGACCAAAAGAAAAUUUCCGGGUUGGAUAUCGUUCAUCUCCCCAUUGGGCCAAUGUUUCAUUUCUCAAUUUCAAACUGGAUCGAGGGCAAGAAACUGCCUGGGCAUGGUUCGGCCUCGGAGGCUUACCCGGAGCUGAUUCUCAACAACUUCCGAAGCCCGCUAGGUAUCUUGACAGCACACCUAUUCAAAAGCCUGUGGCCCACACAGCCCGAGCUGGUUGGCCGACAAGUCGUCACCAUCCACAACCAGCGAGACUAUUGCUUCGUCCGACGACACCGGUAUAUUUUCCGGGAAAAGCGGGAGACAGAAAAGCCCGUAGUCGGAGCCGACGGCAACGAAAUCAAGGGCGCUGAGGGGAUCAAAACGGGUCUUCAGGAACUGGGACCUCGCAUGACUUUGAAGCUUCGACGUGUUGACAAGGGGAUUCAGCGCUCUAGUGGCCAGGAAUGGGAAUGGAAGGGGCAGAUGGAGAAGACGAGAACCAAGUUUCAGCUGUGA